GUCGCGCGCCGAGUCAUCGAUCGCGAGUUCCCGAGCGGCCAGGCUCCACGCAGGCCACCAGCAGCCUGCUCGCGGGGUGGGCUCCAGGGGGCGCCCUCAAGAGAGGGGGUGGGGCACUCAUGUUCCAGAGAUCAGCCUGGCGGGGCCUUCACGCCGUUACACCUCAGCAUCCCCAUAGCUCCGGCAGUCGCCGCUCCGGGGCCGCCGCCGCUUGAGGCGGGAGCUGACCGGCUGCGCCGUCGUCACCGUCGCCGCCUCGGGGUCCCGGCCCCUGGGCCCUCCUGCGGCCGCCAUGAAGCUGCGGGUCCGGCUUCAGAAGCGGACCUGGCCGCUGGAGAUGCCCCAAGCGGAGCCAACGCUGGGGCAGCUGCGCGCGCACCUGAGGCAGGCCCUGCUGCCCACCUGGGGGUACAGUUCUGAUACCCGGUUUGCAAUUACAUUGAACAACGAGGAUGCCCUCACUGGAGAUGAAGAGACCUUGGCUUCAUAUGGCAUUGUUUCUGGGGACUUGAUAUGUUUGAUUCUUGAAGAUGCCAUUGCAGCACCUAACUUACCUUCAUCCACAGAUUCAGAGCAUUCCUCACUCCAGAAUAAUGACCAACCCUCUUUGGCUGCCAGCUCCAGUCAGUCCAGCAUACAGGAUGAACAACUGCGUGAUUCAUUCCAAGGACAGGCAGCCCAAUCUGAUGUCUGGAAUGAUGGAAGUAUGUCAGGGCCUAGUCACAAUUUUGAAGCUGAGUCAAUUCCAGAUGUCGUGGAUGCGGAAGAGGGCACAGGUUUCUUUCCCUCAGAACCAAUGCUCUGCAGCGAAUCGGUGGAAGGGCAAGUGCCACAUUCAUUAGAGACCCUGUAUCAGUCAGCUGACUGUUCUAACCCCAGUGAUGCCCUGAUAGUAUCCAUACAUCUUCUCAUGUUGGAGUCGGGUUACAUACCUCAGGGAACUGAAGCCAAAGCUGUGUCCAUGCCGGAGAACUGGAGGUCGGGGGGCGUGUAUAAGCUGCAGUACAUGCAUCCUCUCUGCGAGGGUGGCUCUGCUGCUCUCACCUGUGUGCCUUUGGGAAACCUCAUCGUCAUAAAUGCUACGCUAAAAAUCAACAGUGAGAUUAGAAGUGUGAAAAGACUGCAGCUGCUGCCAGAAUCUUUUAUUUGCAAAGAGGAAUCAGGGGAAAAUGUAGCCAAGAUAUACAAAGAUCUUCAGAAGCUCUCUCGCCUCUUCAAGGACCAGCUGGUGUAUCCUCUUCUGGCUUUUACCCGACAAGCACUGAACCUACCAGAUGUAUUUGGGUUGGUAGUCCUCCCAUUGGAGCUGAAACUGCGGAUCUUCCGACUUUUGGAUGUUCGUUCUGUCCUGUCUUUGUCUGCAGUUUGUCGUGACCUCUAUAUUGCUUCGAAUGACCAACUUCUGUGGAGGUGUUUAUAUCUGCGGGAUUUUCGAGAUGGUACUGUCAGAGGUCGAGACACAGAUUGGAAAGAACUGUACAAGAAGAGGCACAAACAAAGAAAAGAAGCUCAGAGAGGGCGGCAUGUGAUGUUCCUGCCAUCGUCACCCCACCCCAUUCCAUUCUACCCCAACCCCUUGCACCCCAGGCCUUUUCCUCCCAGUUCUCUCCUUCCUCCAGGAAUUAUUGGUGGUGAAUAUGAUGAAAGACCAACCCUUCCUUAUGUUGGGGAUCCAAUCAAUUCACUCAUCCCUGGGCCUGGAGAGACACCCAGACAGUUCCCUCCACUCAGACCACGUUUUGACCCAAUCGGCCCCCUUCCAGGACCUAACCCCAUCUUGCCAGGGCGAGGUGGCCCCAAUGACAGAUUUCCCUUAAGACCUAGCAGGGGUUGGCCAACUGACAGCCGGCUACCAUUCAUGUGACUGAUUUAUAAUCUCAUGCUGGAGCUUGUUUUGUUUUUGUUUUUGUUUUAAACUACAGAUGUCAUCUUGUUGGGGUGCUAUCUCUAGUGUUUUCUGAUUGUGGUGGUGAGAAAUGCACUCACAGAAGCCUUUUGGUAGAUAUAUU
This is a messenger RNA of Lipotes vexillifer (Yangtze River dolphin), 2009 nucleotides long. RefSeq names its product F-box protein 7 (gene FBXO7). Gene Ontology annotation, biological process: positive regulation of autophagy of mitochondrion. The transcript has 9 exons. Bases 293 to 1864 code for a protein of 523 amino acids. Gene Ontology annotation, molecular function: protein kinase binding. NCBI's taxonomy places the organism in Eukaryota, Metazoa, Chordata, Mammalia, Artiodactyla, Lipotidae. The record is from RefSeq and is a predicted model, not a curated record.